UUAGAAAUCCUUGCUGGGCAGGCAGGAGCUAGGAGAGAAGCUACAAUGACCUCAGCGGUCCUGGUGGACAUACGAGAUGAAGUGACCUGCCCCAUCUGCCUGGAGCUCCUGACAGAGCCCCUGAGCAUAGACUGUGGCCACAGCUUCUGCCAGGCUUGCAUCACGGGGAACAGCACAGAAUCAGUGAUGGGCCAGGAACGGGAAAGCAGCUGUCCUGUGUGCCAGACCAGCUACCAGCCUGGGGACCUGAGGCCGAAUCGGCACCUGGCCAACAUAGUGGAGAGGCUCAGAGAGGUGGUGUUGGGCCCUGGGAUGCAGCUGAAGGCGAUUCUCUGUGCACACCAUGGAGAGAAACUCCAGCUCUUCUGUAAGGAGGAUGGGAAGCUCAUUUGCUGGCUUUGCGAGCGGUCUCAGGAGCACCGUGGUCACCACACGGUCCUUAUGGAGGAGGUUGCCCACGAGUACCAGGAGAAGUUCCAGGAGUCUCUGAGGAAGCUGAGGCUAGAGCAGCAGGAAGCUGAGAGACUAACUGCUGUUAUCAUAGGGAAGAGGACAUCCUGGAAGAAUCAGAUGGAACCCGAGAGACACAGGAUCCAGACAGAGUUUAACAAGUUGAGAAGCAUCCUGGACAAAGAGGAGCAGCGACAAUUGAAAAAGCUGGAGGAGGAAGAGAGGAAGGGGCUGAGUAUUUUAGAAAAGGCUGAGAAUGAGCUGGUCCAACAGAGCCAGUCACUGAAGGAGCUCAUCUCAGAUCUGGAGCUUCGGUGUCAGGGGUCAGCAAUGGAGCUGCUGCAGGAUGUAAGUGAUGUCAUGAAAAGAAGUGAGUUCUGGGCCCUAAAGAAGCCAGAAGCUCUCCCUACCAAGCUGAAGAGUAUGUUUCGAGUUCCAGAUCUGAAAAGGAUGCUGCGAGUGUUUAGAGAACUGACGGAUGUCCAGAGCUACUGGGUGGACGUGACUCUGAAUCCACACACGGCUAAUUUAAAUCUUGUCAUGUCUAAAAACCGAAGACAGGUGAGAUUUGUGGGUGCCAAGCUGUCUGGGUCUUACCUGGAAGAGCAUUAUGACUGUGGUAUCCUGGGCUCUCAGCACUUCUCCUCCGGGAAACAUUACUGGGAAGUGGAUGUGGCCAAGAAGACUGACUGGAUCCUGGGGGUGUGCAGUAAUUCAGUGGAACCUACAUACUGUUUCAACCAGUUUACAAACAAUCGAAAUGUUUACUCCAGAUAUCAACCUCAAAGUGGAUACUGGGUGAUUGGGCUACAUCAUAAACAUGAAUACAGAGCCUAUGAGGAAUCUUCCACUUCCCUGCUCCUCUCCAUGAUGGUGCCCCCUCGCCGUGUUGGGGUUUUCUUAGACUAUGAGGCCGGCACUGUCUCCUUUUAUAAUGUCACAAACCAUGGCUUUCCCAUCUACACCUUCUCUAAAUAUUACUUUCCUACCACCCUUUCUCCGUAUUUUAAUCCUUGCAACUGUGUAGUCCCAAUGACCCUGCGUCGCCCAAGCUCUUGAACAUUCCGCUGUCUGCACCCAUAUCUGAGCAGGACCCUUCAUUCUGAGAUUCAUCUGUACCUCAGUCUCUCCUUUCUGAACUUCUGUUUUCUCACAUUCUUACAUCCUUCCCUCAAACAUUUACUCAGUGCCAAAAUAUACCCAGAGGUGAUAGUGGACAUCCCUAAU
This is a messenger RNA of Neomonachus schauinslandi (Hawaiian monk seal), 1677 nucleotides long. RefSeq names its product tripartite motif containing 6 (gene TRIM6). The transcript is spliced from 7 exons. The coding region runs from base 46 to 1509 and encodes 487 amino acids. The record is from RefSeq and is a predicted model, not a curated record. Lineage: Eukaryota; Metazoa; Chordata; Mammalia; Carnivora; Phocidae. Gene Ontology annotation, molecular function: protein binding; zinc ion binding.